CUGUCAGAGCUCCUACAUAAACCCCUUGUGAUCCAACGUGGCCACCUGGGUUCCGCAAGAGGUCUAGGCACAAAUGGUUUCGUUGGUGAGGCGACGCGCGGGGAGCGCGCAGAUCCCUACAACUUUACCUCUAAGCUAAAAAAGUAAGUUCCUUUGGCCGCCGAUAUAUAGUGUGCCAUCCUCUGCACACACACCUUGCAGGGCCAAGAGCGUGGAGACACAGCAUGAGCACACCGACACCGAUGAGCAUGGGCGGCUGGGUCGUCGUCGGAGCAGCGCAGCCGCCUAAGCACGCCCAAGCGUCGUCCAAGCAGCAGCUACAGCAACAGCAACAAGCGGAAGCUAUUGUCCAAGCUUGGCAGCAGCAGCAGCACCACCAACAACAGCAACAACAACAGCAGCAGCAGCAGCAGCAGCAAAUGUUGGCGGAGAAGCAGCAGCAACAGUAUCUGCUCGCCCAGCACCAACAACAACAACAGCAGUAUGCUCACGCGGCACAGCUUCAGGCGUAUCAGGAGCCGCAGAAGAUGGCCACGCCCCAGCCAAUGGGCCUGGCCGCAAACAAAGCCGUGCUGCCCUCUCCCCCACCCCAGUAUUCGCCUACCGCAGCCCAGCUUUCCGUCAUCACAGCCGACGACAUCUUUCUUUCAAUGCGCCAAUUUGUGCGGGUAGACGUGGGCUCGCCGGUCAGCAUGCUGCCCGGUCUCGAGGAGCGGGGCCUGAGCGUGUCUGACUUUCAGAUCAUCGUGGCGCGCGUAAAGCAUAUCAAGUCGAAGAGCGACACCAACAAGGUGCUUCUCAUUGUCGGAGUCGGCUGGUUGUGGCAGCACCUGCACAUUCUCGGCAACAUCCAUCUCCGGGAUCAGCUCAAGCCUGUCUUGGUCGAGUACAACAAGGCCCUUGCAGCAAAGGGCGCCCUUGUUCGGGUCCUCUGGUGCGAGGGUUGUCUCCGCUUCUAUUACGCAUAGCGUUCGCACCUAAAUCCACUAGCACUAUACCCCUCUAAUGUCUGGAACAGUCCCGUUGAAAGAGAAGCCGACGAGACAUUGACACAAGCGGCAUUUCCCGAUGCUAGUUCCACGCCGUGCAAAACACCUGGCCAGCUUAGAGUGGGGCACUCUGUACCCUUCUUAGGCAUCGUUUUCGGCCCUUGCACACGCCGUCGCUGCGUCGAUGCAGCCAGGGUGAGAACAAGGGGCCGUGGACGCAACCGCAGUGGGCGCGAUAUUAGGCCUCAGCUUGCCUCGGAGAGACACCUGUACGAAGGGCGUUUUACACGCUUCCGAGCCGC
This is a messenger RNA of Acaromyces ingoldii, 1291 nucleotides long. RefSeq lists its product as hypothetical. The transcript has a single exon. Bases 225 to 968 code for a protein of 247 amino acids. The record is from RefSeq and is a predicted model, not a curated record. Lineage: Eukaryota; Fungi; Basidiomycota; Exobasidiomycetes; Exobasidiales; Cryptobasidiaceae.